AUGUCCUCAGCCAAAGAUCAACGCAUGGCGGCUUAUGCGAACCCCAUCAGGGGCCAUGGCAUGGGUAGCUUCGCACGAGGCGGCACCUUCCUCCCAAGUGGGCCUCAUCCGGGGUAUCACGGCGGCGAUGCUCACAUGUCUACUCUCGCGAACGGUAUGGGUGCUAUGAACCUCCACCACGUUGCCUCCUUUCCUUCAGCAGGCCGUCCUAAUGGAAACGUAGCCCAGAACUCAUUCGAUGCCACCGGUGGCCAUAAUCAGCAGGUCUUCAUGGGUCUUCAGAACCUACAGCCUGGUCAGCACUACUAUCUGCCUGGUGCCAAUCAGGGACCAAGCAACAUGCACCACUCUCCGAGCAUGUACUCCCCGUACGUUCCAAACGCAUACCCGCCUGGCAUGGGCAUGAUGCCUGACAACAGUCCCAUUGGACGUUCUUGGCCUAGCGGCGUUUCUUCAAGCGAUGUUCCAAAUCUCCUGACUCCUCGUCGUGAGUCUUUGUCUUCGAACGAGGCUGAAUAUCCCGGCACACCUUUGACUGGCUAUGGAAUGUACACCAAUCCUCAGGUUAUGGAUCGUUCUCCCAGUGGUGUCUUCACUGCCAGCGCAACUCCUUCACCCAAUCAGAUGCAGCAGCCGUAUGGCAUUGGUGCACCAAUUUCGAAGGCUGUUGUCACCACGAACCCACCCUCGUCGGUAUGCCCAGUCCACAUUCAGAUCAAGUUGCAGCAAGAUCCUCCGAUUCCGUCCGCCAUUCCCGCACCCAACUCACCUAACAAGCCGCUUGACCGCAGCCUUGAGAACAAGAAUGGGGAGACCAAUGUCUACAUUCGUGGUCUCCAGCCUGAGACCAAGGACGAGGAUUUGUUCCAAUGGGGAAAGCGUUUCGGAGACAUUCAGAGCUCCAAAUCGAUCAUCGACAUGAAGACUGAUAAGUGCAAAGGGUUUGGUUUCAUCAAAUACUAUAACUUCGAAGACGCCGAGCAAUGUAUCCGUGGCUUUCAUCAUCUCGGCUAUGAAGAACUUGGACUCGUCUUUGCACCCUUCAAGGUGUGUUCUAGCCGCAUCUUGCGCGAUCAAAACGGAAACGGUCGGGGUGUAGGCUUUGCCCGUUUCGAGACUCGUGACAUCUGUGAGCAGGUGAUACGCCAAUUCAACAAUCAGCCAAUCUCUCGCCCUGGCCAAGGCGGCGAGGAGCAUCUCAUACAGAUCCGAUAUUCGGAUACGCAUGAACAGAAAAUUCUGAAACAGCAGACUGCAGCAGGUCGCCAAUUCCGCGCUCAAGAAUACGAAGUCGGUGUUGCGCAAGCUCGUGGCGCAUUGAGCGAUUCCCGUUUCUUCCCUAACGCCCAACGCAAUGAGUUCGAAACUUUCCUCCAGAAUAGUGCCUACACUCACCCUAGUGUUUCUGGGGCGACUACACCUUCAUCAAAGACAAUUCCAAGUGCGCAUGCCCCUGGCAUGACGGGCAUGGCAAUGUGGUCCAACGGGAGGUCGCAUACAUCUGUGCCUGGUAUAGCGAUCAAUGGAAUGGCCGCCCCCACUACCAUGCCGCAGUCCCCGACCGGCUCCGUCAUCUCCUGCGCUCAAGUCUCAGGUGAGGCUGUCCGAAUUUCUCGUUCUGGGCCAACGACCCCAACCAAAGGAGAGCGUACUCAGGGCAAGGCUGCGUCUGAGCAUGAGUGA
Molecule: messenger RNA, 1683 nt
Organism: Pseudovirgaria hyperparasitica
Lineage: Eukaryota; Fungi; Ascomycota; Dothideomycetes; Acrospermales; Acrospermaceae
Exons: 4
Coding region: 1-1683 (560 amino acids)
Cellular component (GO): ribonucleoprotein complex
Molecular function (GO): RNA binding
Source: RefSeq, a predicted model, not a curated record